CUUCCUCUUCAUCCGCUCAUCAUUCUCUUCUUACACCUCUGUUCUUAAAAAAAACUUUUUUCUUCUUUACAUCUUAAUCCUAUCUCAAUCAACACUUCAUCUGUCAUCUUGUAAUGGACAUAUCACGUCGCUGAAAUGAAAUAGCCGUCGAAGAGAGGGUCUGUACUAGGUAUGUAAAAUUUUGAUUUUUUUUCACAAUAAACGGACUAGAAAUUACUAUUAGGGUUAAGGUGAUUUAAUUUAAUGAUUAUUAUGUAUAUGAUGUUUGUUUGUAGUAUUGUUCAAUUGUUCGUAGAUUUAGGUUUUGUAAGAUGAACAAGAAAAUAGGGGUAGAUGAAUGUGAUGAAUGAUUAUGAAGAAUUUAAGGGUGAUGGGAAGAAUUUAUGUGAUUCUAAACAAUUGCAGAGAAUAUAGUGAAGAAGAUGAUAGAUUAGAGGAUAAAAAUACUCCUAAGAAGAAGAAGCUAUGUACUGGAGAGGUAGGGGAGUGGGCGACGGGAUGAGAUUAUAAUGGAACAGUUAGUAACAUUUACUUUCAUUUGUUUUUGUCAACAGGUUUAAGAGUUCAGAUUAUUUUUAUUAAUUCAUUUAGUAUGGAUUAUCAAUGUAGAAUCCUUAAAAGUAGGGAUUAUUUGUAUGAAUUUCGCCCAUAAAAUUUCAUGUUUACAAAUGCUUUUACCCAUAAUUAUUUUCAGUUAUCACCCGUAAAAUGCUUCACAUUGCCUUUUAUUUGCUGAGUUUUUUUUGUUUGUCUUUACCCUUGAAAAAUGUUCCAUUUUUCAAUAUCAUGAAGACCUCAACUACUUAUCAGUUUUUUUAAAAGGAACGCUAAUCUAUUAUUAAUUCAACUUUUCAUUUUCCACUUGGGAUACAAUACAAUCAGGAUGAAAAUAAAACUUUAAUAAAUCAUCCAACAUAGAAAGUGCAAUCCUCGCUAACAUGUGAACUACUUGUCAGUUAUUAUCCCGCUGACAAUUAGAAUGUUUCGUGACCUCAAACUCUAUUUUCUUAUAAAAAUCAUUAUUUUGUUAAACAAGUGAUUUUGAUACCAAAUCAUAAUAAUGGUUUUAAAGGACGUUUCCAUAAUUCUAUGUAUUCAUUUGUAUCAGCAAAAUUCUAUUUUCUUAUAAAAAUCAUUAUUUUGUUAAACAAGUAAUUUUGAUACCAAAUCAUAAUGGUUUUAAAGGAUGUUUCCAUAAUUCCAUGUAUUCAUUUGUAUCAGCAAUUGUAGAACACGUUUUUCCCAAUACAGCAUCAAUGACGGCAACUUCAUCAUAAAUUUAAGGGAAAAGUACGGAUUAGAUACAUGUGGUUGUGGGCGUUUUCACUUAGGGGUCUGUGAUGAUCUUUGUAACAAAUGCACCCUCGUGUUUUGCUACCGUUACCACCCGUGGGGUCCCUAUCUUGACUCCGUUUAAAUAAUAUGAAGUGGAACAUUAUUUUCCACAAGUGUGCUUACGUGGCUUGCAAUCCCAAUCUUGAAUCACCAUGUCAUUAUCCGUGUUAUUAAGUAAUGACAAUCCCAAUCUGAAACCUUAUAACAACAGUCCGAAUACAUCUCUUCCACAGGCGCUUAGGGUAUGACGAAGAAGAAAGAUGAGUUCUUCAAAUUCAAGCUCAUCUGCCAUGGAUGGAAGACAACAACUGAAGAUGUUCGAUUGUGGAGUACAAGCACCGAUUUGGACGGUGACAACAACGAAGAAUAGAGGGAAAAGGUUUCAUGGUUGUGGGCGUUAUUCGAGUGGGUGGUCAACAAUGCAAAUUUUUUGAGUGGGUUGAGGAGGACAGAUGUCGUACUUGUCAGGAGAACCUAGAUUUGGUUCUUCAGAAGGUUGGAAGACUUGAAGAACAUGUCCGGAUGAAAGAGAUGGAGCUGGAGGGUGAAAUGAAGAGUUGCGUUCGUGGAAUUGGUGUUCUGAAGGUGCAGAACAUGGAACUGCAAUUGAAGAUGGCUAAGAAUGAUAAUCUGACUUUUAAGUGGAAGCUACUUUGUGUGUCCCUGAUAUGUUUUAUCUUCUUUGCAAUUAGAAGGUUUUAGGUGUAAGUUCUUGUCAAUGUCUUUCAUGAAAUGGCUGAACCAGAUGUCAUUGUGUUCACUUUCAUUUGUAGUGUGUUUCCAUUUUGUAAUGUGUAAUGAAAUGUAACAAUGUUUG
Messenger RNA from Cuscuta europaea, 2152 nucleotides. Lineage: Eukaryota; Viridiplantae; Streptophyta; Magnoliopsida; Solanales; Convolvulaceae. The record is from the annotation of a GenBank genome assembly.